UCCCUCUUGUCUUCGCGCACUUCGUGGACGGUUAUCCCGACGGGAACGAUCGGUCGGAACUCGGAGCGGAGGAAGAAGGGGGGGAAAAACACGCCGGGACGCGGAGCGGAGAUUCGAGCGAACGAUUGUGGAUUGUGCCCGAGUUGUUUGCGGCUCUCCGUUGGAAUCGCGUGUCGCCGAAAGAGGAGAAGGUGGAAGCGUAGCGUCGUCGCGACGACUCGCGAAAGGGAUUAAGCGCGAAGUGGAGAAGAAGGUGGCGAAAGGAGAGCCGGAGAGGAGCAGUAACAGGUGGAACAGUUUUAGAAUAACCGGAGAAGAUGGAUCAAGGUUUCCCGGGGCAGCACACCACCACGACCACCGUGACGACUUCCACCACGACGACUCAGCCCAAUGUGCGGUUCGAUCCGUCAUAUGCGAGGACGUUGCCUGGUAUAUUAAAGAUCGUGCAAGUGGUACUGAAUCUCUUGGGAUUUAUAUGCAUAACGGUGUCGACUCACAGCAGCCACAGCCGGGGAGGAUGGUUCAAUACCGUGGCCAUGGUCGGCUUCUGGUUCACGGGGAUCCUGCUCGUUCUCUAUCUGUUCCACAUUGUGGAGAAGUUUUCCAGGAUCCCUUGGCUUAAGAUUGAAUUUAUAUUCUGCACGAUAUGGACCGUCUUCUACUUGCUGGCCGCUUCCCUCGCAGCCGACUACGCACGUUACACGGAGGCUUUCGGUGUUGCUGCGUUCUUCGGGUUUUGCGCAAUGGUGGUGUACGGCUACGACGCUUGGCUGAAGUUUAAAGCGGCGAAGAGCGGAGCGUUGGCGCAGGGCCAACACACGCCGAAACAAGUGUCCGCCGUCACUAGCCCGGCGUAUUAGAUAUGCAGGAGAGAAGAGGGCCCACAGCGGAAUGGACCACACCGGUCGAUCGAUUCGGACCGAUCGAUCGAUCGACACAUAUCGUUACCUUUGUGCGGGGCCAGCUCUUUUUGUAAUUCCGGCGCGUUUCUCUCGUACGUUUCUCUCAUGUGAAACGUCAAUGCGACACGCACGAUGCGCGUGCGAGGCGCGUGCUCGUGCGUAUGUACGCUCGUUUAUCCACGCCCGCGCACGUACACUCGACUUUCUUUUCGUCUCUUUUUUUUUGUACUCUGUAACAUGGCAAUAAUCUUACACCACGCCGUAGUAUUAACUUACAUUUUAAUGAGAAGAAGAGGGCGACGCGGCCGCGUGCGCGUGUUAUUCGCCGUCGAACAACGAUUGUUAAUAUUUUGUAAUAAUAUUUGCCGCGUCUUUACUUUCGAUCAACUAUUAUUUAUGCGAUGAUGUAUGUGUACAUAUAUAUAUCUAUAUACGCAUAACAAGUCUGUAAACGUUGUUGAAUCCGUAUCUUAAAUUAUUGUUGGAACCGAGGCGACGCUUAAGCAUCGUGGUGGUGGUGGUGGUAAACGACGAUGCUCGGGUGCAUUUUAGCGCGAGAUCGAGUGCCGUUGCGCGCGCCGCGCGAGUGCUAGUUCUAUUUUAAUCUUCUAGGUUCUUGUUCGCAACCGGGCCGAUCAAUUUCAUCUUCAGUGAUGUUUUCUACAUUUCUACUAACGAGACAUUUCCAGUUUCGUGGAUCUCUAUUCAAAAAUUUAAAAAAUUGAAAUUUUGGAGAAACAGUUGAAAGUAUACUAGGUGUUUGAACUUUAGAGAGCGGUAUUUCUAUAUAAAAUGACCAUCCAAUGCGUUCGGCCGUUUGCAAGCAAGAACAAAGCAUGCAAAAUUAAGAUGCUGAGAGAAUUUUUCCUCGUUAUUGUCGUAUGUAGCUUCUAUAGACCGUCGUUUAGAUUUCUUAGAUUGUUCGAUAUCGCUCUUUGCAAGCUCCUAACACAGAGGGAGGGAUCAAGAGUGCAGCUAUGACUGCGCGAUUUGUACAGGGAGACACAAGAAGAUAAUGUAGCGUGAUUACAUAUAUAUACACACACACACAUAAUAGACGCGUUACUUGGCUCGCGACGAACAUAUCUGCCGCAUUUGUCAUAUCGGAUCGCGUUACUCGGCAUGCGUAAUCUCGCAGAAUGACGCUUACGAGAUUUUCUCUAUGUCACAAACGAGAAUAACUUGUUACGAUAUAUCGAAGAGUAGUAGACACUCUGUUGCGAUUCGCGUAAACUGUAUAUAUUUAUUAGUUUGUUACCUUUAUUCAGAAUCUCGAACCUAUACAGGUACAACAUCGAUAUGUACACAUCACGGUAUACACUUAUAUCAAUGUCUAGUUAAAAAUCUGACGAGAGAUCUGACGUGGAUAUUAGUAUGCAUAAUAAUGAUCGGCGAAAUAAAGUCUCAACGUCGGUAAAUGUAUUCAACGAAAUAAAUGAUUGAUUGUUGUUUCCUGGA
Temnothorax curvispinosus is the source of this 2360-nucleotide messenger RNA. RefSeq names its product CKLF-like MARVEL transmembrane domain-containing protein 4. The record is from RefSeq and is a predicted model, not a curated record. The coding region runs from base 318 to 860 and encodes 180 amino acids. The transcript is spliced from 5 exons. Gene Ontology annotation, cellular component: membrane. NCBI's taxonomy places the organism in Eukaryota, Metazoa, Arthropoda, Insecta, Hymenoptera, Formicidae.